AUGUCUCUUCAAUUAUUGCUACUUCCCGUGGUGGGAAUAAUCAUCUUUAACCUGCUGCGCGCACUAAUCACUCCACUACGGUCUGUUGGCGGACCAUUCUUGGCGCGCUUCACUGACCUCUGGUAUGCCUGGCGUGUACGUGUUGGACGAUUUGAGUUUGAAAAUCUUGAGCUGCAUAAGAAAUAUGGAACAAUCGUUCGCUAUGGCCCCAAUCGAUUCAGCUUCAAUGAUCCAGAGGCCUUGAAAAUCAUCUACGGUCCAGGUUCGCAGUUCCGCAAGUCAGACUGGUAUAGCGCCCACAACGUACCCAAGCCAGAAGCUUAUGAGAGAUGGAGCAUGUUCUCGACAACGGAUCCCAAACAGCACUCGGAGCAGCGCAAGCCGUUUACCAACGCCUAUUCAAUGACAUCUCUCGUGUCAUUCGAACCCUAUGUUGACGACUGCGCCAACAUAUUUGAGCAGCGGCUGACCGAGGUUGCCGGCACUCCCGUGCCCAUCGACUUUGGCCACUGGCUGCAGUGCUAUGCCUUUGAUGUCAUUGGCGAUAUUACGUUUGGAGAGCGAUUCGGCUUCCUCGACAGCGGCCGCGAUAUAGGAGGCGUCAUGGCGGCCCUCGACGGCUUUUUCGGUUAUGCCAGCACAGUCGGGGUCUUUCCGAGUCUGCAUCCUUAUCUUUUCAAACUUCAGGGACUACUCGCGGGCAAGGAGGGAACGGGCUUCAACUACGUCAACAACUUUACCCAGUCACAGAUCAACAAGUUCCGCGAUGAUCCCAAGCGCGCCGAAGUGGCCUCUCUGCAGGAUGAAGGUUCUAUGGAAACGCUGCUGGCCAAGUUCUUCAAGCGAAACCAAGAAGACCCCAACCGCUUCACUUCAUACCACGUUUUCAUUGGAUCCGGACAGAAUGUCGGCGCCGGUUCCGACACGACGGCCAUUAGUCUCUCGGCCACGUUUUACUACCUCUUGAAGAAUCCCUCUACGCUCCAAAAGCUCCGUGAAGAAAUCAUGACCAAGGAAGAGCAAGGCCAACUUUCGGAGCAACCAACGUUCAAAGAGACUUUGAAUAUGCCAUACCUGCAAGCCGUGAUCAAGGAAUCCCUGCGACUGCAUCCGGCGACGGGUUUGCCCUUGGAGCGUGUCGUCCCCGAGGGCGGCGCCACCAUUUCCGGACGCUUCUUCCCAGCAGGAACCAUUGUCGGCGUCAACACUUGGGUCGAACAUCGCAAUCCCAAGAUUUGGGGCGAUGAUGCGAGCGAGUUCAAGCCAGAGAGAUGGCUUAUUGACGAUGCCGAGAAACUAUCUUUUAUGAAUCGCCACUGGAUCCCCUUUGGCGUUGGGUCACGAGUUUGCAUUGGCAAGAACAUUUCAUUACUCGAGAUGCAGAAGCUCAUCCCGCGGGUGAUUCGCAAAUUCGAUUUGGAAAUUGAUGGCCCUAGAGACAAGACCUGGAAGACAAUAAACCGGUGGUUUGUCAAACCGCAAGACUUUAAGGUUCAGGUCGUUUUGAGAGAAAAGCAAACUAGAUAG
Pestalotiopsis fici W106-1 is the source of this 1527-nucleotide messenger RNA. RefSeq lists its product as uncharacterized. The transcript is spliced from 4 exons. The coding region runs from base 1 to 1527 and encodes 508 amino acids. Gene Ontology annotation, molecular function: monooxygenase activity; iron ion binding; oxidoreductase activity, acting on paired donors, with incorporation or reduction of molecular oxygen. NCBI's taxonomy places the organism in Eukaryota, Fungi, Ascomycota, Sordariomycetes, Amphisphaeriales, Sporocadaceae. The record is from RefSeq and is a predicted model, not a curated record.